Molecule: messenger RNA, 1932 nt
Organism: Sceloporus undulatus (fence lizard)
Lineage: Eukaryota; Metazoa; Chordata; Lepidosauria; Squamata; Phrynosomatidae
Gene: COMMD8
Product: COMM domain containing 8
Exons: 5
Coding region: 28-657 (209 amino acids)
Source: RefSeq, a predicted model, not a curated record
CUGCAGUGACGUCAUGGCGAGGGACGUAUGAGUGACGCUGUGGUCCUUCCACCGGGCGGAUUGGUGGACCGAACCAUUCCGGGGAAAGGGGGGGGAGGUGAAGAAGAGGGCGACGCCAAGAGAAAUAAGAUGAACCUUUUGGGGAAGUUGCCCCCCGAGAGAGCUUUACAGUUUUUUCACAAAGUAAUUGAUGGCGUCUGUGGACGGGCAUCUCCUCGAUAUCAAGAUUACAACACUGUCUGGAAUUUGGCAGAAUGGAUUGGAAUCCUAGAACAAAUGACAGCAUAUUUCAAAAGUACAGUUGGCAAAGAUGUCUCCGAUGAAGAGGCUGUUCAGCAGCUGGGUGAGCUGAGUUCUGACUGUCGAAAAGCAUUGGUCACUUGCCUGAAAGGAAGAAGACAUGAUAUCAGACAUGCCCUGAUUCAAAAAACAAAUGCCAUCUGUUCUGCACAGCUCCUGGAUUUUGACUGGCAGCUAAAGCUUGCUCUCUCUAGUGAUAAGCUAUCCAUGCUACAGAUGCCACUGCUAAACCUUGAUCUGGAUUUGAGAGAGAAUGACGAUGUCAAGUUGUGCUCUGUAGAAAUGAAUAAGGAGGAGCUACAAAAUUUAAUAAAUGCAUUGGAAGCUGCUAAUAAGGUUGUCCUGCAAUUGAAAUGAUUCCAGCUAUCUGCACAGUUGCUUGUUGGUGACUAAAUAAACAUAGAUUAAAACAAAGAAGGAAACUAUGUUUUUGAAGAGUUAAGGUCAGCCCAUAAAAUAUGAAGUUGAAGAACUUUAACUGCAAAUGUUCCAAAAGGCUCCCAAUUUGGUCUAGAAGGCAAGAAGUUGUAAAGCACAUUGGGCCUAAAUUGUGGACAAAUUGCAAGGAACAUAGUUUAUCAAACCAUUGAAGAAUUGCAAGUACUGUACCAUGUUAAAUCAUCUGCUCUGUUAAAUAAUUUAUUCAAGGUUCUGAAGCUACAUUGGACUUUGUCUCCUAAUAUAGUAGACAGUAUGUUAAAGCAACACAACCAUUUCUAUAAUUAAAGGCAAAAUGUUCUGUACUGUUUCCAGAAUGGCAUAGGGAUAUGUUUUUUAUUCUGAUUGAGUCCUUUUCUUAAAUACAAUAGAACAGCCUUUUCAUUGUGCCCACCUUUCAGAUGUGUUCAGUUGCAGUUGGUAUCCUCCCAGGCUGGCAGCAACAAACCUGGAAGAGCACCUGGUUAAGAGGGAGGCUCUCAUGGGAUAUGUCCUCAAUUAUCAGACUGAACAUGACAAGCUCCAGAGCCGAUUAGACUCUCAGUAGGGUAUCUUUAAGUUGUAAAAUGACCAGAAAUUGAUGAUGGUAGUAAAAGCUACUCAAGUGACAAUACUGAAAACUCAUGGCUGUAAAAUUGAAAAAUGUGGAAAUUAAUUGGCUGUCUGACUCUAAGAACCAUUGAGUAAAGUGACACAGGCAACUUGUGGCCUUUGUUGGACUGCAUCUUCCAUUGUUCCUCACCAUUGGCUUUGUUGUCUAGGGGUCAUGCGAGUUGCCUUCCAACAUAUGGAGGAACAUAAGUUGUUUUCCCUUGCUAUGAGCACAUUCCAGCAUCACAGGCACUCAUAAAUUAGAGCAUCAUUAGCAUUCCAUGUAAUUCAGGCUUGCGUUUGGCAUCUUUUGGAACAUGAGAGGAACAGCUUUUUUAAAACAAUGAAACGUUGUUUUCAUUGAUUGUGAAACUGCACCAGAAUUGUUCUCAAAAAAUUUAAGCCUACACAACUAGCCCUUUUUAUUGGACUUGUCUAGGUGAUACUUAACAGAUAUCAUUUUUAAAAUGAAAAAGCCUUAAAUGUUUGUACUGUGUUAGCUUAUGAUGUCAAGCAAUAGAUUCCUUAGAGUUUGUAUUGUACUUUAUGUAUAUCUGUAUAACCUCUCAAAAGAAAGUAUUUGCAGUAAAACAUUUAAACCAA